Closterium sp. Naga37s-1 is the source of this 1995-nucleotide messenger RNA. The record is from the annotation of a GenBank genome assembly. Lineage: Eukaryota; Viridiplantae; Streptophyta; Zygnematophyceae; Desmidiales; Closteriaceae.
AUGAUUCGUCAACCGCAUCGACCCUCUGGUCCGUAUUGGCAGGUGUCUGUAAUGGUGGUGGCGGCUACUGAUCUGGUCAAAGAGGCUCAGGCACGGCACGGCAUGGCCCCCACGGCUGUAGCAGCACUGGGGCGGCUGCUAAUGGGGACGCUGCUGCUGGGGGCAAUGAAGGGGCCAGACGAAUCCGUGCAAGUCACGGUGAACGGCCGGGGGCCCAUUGGGCAGAUCACGGCUGUUUCAGCGCUGCACGGGGAGGUGAAAGGGUUUGCCGUUAAUCCCCUGGCCGAUCCUCCUCUCAACUCCAAGGGCAAGAUGGACGUGGGGGGUGCAGUGGGCAAGGGAGUGCUUAGCGUCAUUCGAACCCAUCCCUCCUGGCAGUCGCCUUACACUGGCACUGUGCCUCUGGUGUCAGGGGAGAUCGCAGAGGAUUUGGCAAACUACCUGGCGGAGAGUGAGCAGAUCAACUCAGCUAUGGGGCUGGGAGUGGCAGUGGGCAAGGAUGGCAUUGUCAGGGCGGCAGGGGGGUUCCUUGUUCAGGUCCUUCCCUUCUGCUCGGACGAGACGCUAGACAAGCUAGAGGCCAACGUCCAAUCACUGGGCGCCAUGUCAGAUGCGGUGCAGCGCAUGGAUGCAGGGGCCAUUGCUCACCAUCUCUUGCAGGGGUUGGAUCCCGAACCUGUCAUAGAUCCGAUUGUGCCUACGUUUGGCCCAUGUGGUCUGGAAGACUUGAAGCCUCGCAUGCUUAGAGCUGUGGAGUCACUAGGAGCCGAGGACGUGAAGAAACUCAUUGAGGAAAGAGGUUUGGAACCAGCAACAAUGGCGAACCAAGAGGAGGUUUGGGAGAGGGAUCCCGUUUUCAAAAAGCUACGAGCAAAAGCCGAGAACAAGAUGUGCUUUGACUGCAAUGCGAAGAACCCUACAUGGGCAUCGGUCACUUACGGAGUCUUCAUAUGCCUCGACUGUUCAGCGAUGCAUCGUAGUCUUGGCGUGCACGUCAGCUUUGUCAGGUCGACAACUCUUGACGGUUGGAGCGUAGAGCAAUUGAAGAUCAUGGCCUUUGGAGGAAACGGCCGAGCGCGUGCGUUCUUCAAGCAGCACGGCUGGACGGACGGAGGCAAGAUCGAACAAAAAUACACCUCAAGAGCCGCCGAACUCUACCGGCAGCUUCUCGCGAAGGAAGUUGCGAAGAGCUUUGCUGGCGCACAGACAUCCCUCCCUUCGCCAACAUCGACUAGCCAAACAGCUCCGAAUGGCGGUGCUGCAGCGGCAGCGCCGGCUGCUGAGGAGGCCCCGGCUCCUGCCGCUGCUGCUCCUGCUCCCGCUGCUGCAGCGUCGCGAGUCUCUCCGGUUACAAGGAAGACGACGAGCGUAACUGCGAAAAAAACGACCACUAAGUCGUCCGGCCUCGGCGUUAAGAAGCUCACGACGAAGCCGAACGACAGCCUGUACGAGCAGAAGCCAGUGGAGGCACCGGUUAAGGUGGGCGUGGUGGAGCACAAGGCGUCGCGCUUCACGUACAACGAGGCGUCCUCCUCCUCGCAGCCAGGCGCCGGGUCCGGCAGAGGCGGCCACGUAGCGGCGCCCGCGGCAGCUGGAGACUUUUUCAACGACUUCUCGGGAGGGAUCAGGGCUGUUCCCAGUAACCGGCCCAAGCCCCCACCUCAGCCAAUCGAGGAGUCAGACAAGGCUCGCAGGAAGUUCGCAGGGGCGAAGGCGAUCUCGUCGCAGCAGUUCUUUGACCGGGAUAACAAGGAGCUGCAGGCGCAGAACCAAGAGCGGCUGCAGAAAUUCCAGAACUCGUCGGCUAUUUCGAGUGCAGCCUUCUUUGAUCGGGACGAGGGUGGCAACCAGGGUGGUGGGGACGGCUCUCUGGACAGCGUUGCUGCAGACCUACUGGGAGGGCUCUCCGUUGGGGCUGUGGCAGAGCAGACAGGGCAGGCACUGUCAUCAUUUGCCUCCAGCAUCCUUGCUGACUUGCAGGACCGAAUUCGAUAG